CACUGUGGCGAUGGGAUUCGAGUUCGAGCUUAACCCUAGGAUAACUCUUGAAGUGAUGGUCUCCGAAUCCCAUCUUCAACCUCCGAGUGUUGCACUCCAAUAUCAAUGUUCAAGGGCUCAGUGUCUCAUUAGAGUUUACGGUGAUGUCUACUCCAAAAAAAAUGGUGUAUCUUUUGCGUUUCGUCCUUCUUCUUUCGUCUAGUUACUCGGAUUUUUACCCUCAAAUUACUUUUUUUUUACUUGUUGGCCUCGGCUAGUUAUUGGGCCAAUUGUUUCUAUAGUGGGCCGUGUAUUACAGACAGACACACCUAAACGACGACGGGUCGAGAGGAUAAAUAAAUGGGAAUAUUCUCGGAAACAUUGAUGUGAUUCCAAAUAUUUUAUUCCCAAUUUGGUGAUGGAUACAUUUCAAGGCAAGUCCGAAGGCCUGGAACCACAAUUGGCAUCGAAGGAUCUUCAGGCGUCGAAGCCGAUAAUUUCAUCAUCUUCUUCGUUAUCAGAGCGUCGAUACAAGAGUGGCAGAAAGAUACCUAUUAUUGCUAUUGAAUGCCGUAGAUGCUUAUCAGUCUCUUCUCCGGUAGUUAUUGCCGACCCUUGCAUGCACAGAUUCUGCGUGAAAUGUAUCUUAUUCCUCUGGGGACGCCAGAAACGUAGAGAACCUUGUGUAUGCCCCCUUGAUGGAGAAAAGAUGAUUUGCUUACAUCCUCCUAUGAACAUUGCCGAAUCUGCGGCUGAGGAGAUUACUGGCCUUGUCGACGUUUAUAAUCCUAUGUUCAAUCCACGCCAUUACAUGGACAUGGCCGAGACACAACUUGCGCGGACAUUUACACGGUUUUACUGUUUGGAUCUCACUCUCCUACUCAUGGGGGCACUUGCGUACUGCUUCAAGUGUUCUAAAGCCUCCCGCACUUAGAAGUCUCUAUUUUAAUUCUCUUGGAACGACUUUAUGAGUAUGUUAUAAUUAAACUAUUUUAAUCCUGAAUUCUGGUUAUGGAUCUGUGUCAUUUUGGUCAAACUCAUCAUGUCUUUUUCUCCGAUAUCCAUCCAUUCCUAACCUUGUUACUAUUAUCUAUCAGUCUUUUUGAUAAUUAAUAC
Arabidopsis thaliana (thale cress) is the source of this 1095-nucleotide messenger RNA. Its product is annotated as RING/U-box superfamily protein. The record is from RefSeq and is marked reviewed. The transcript is spliced from 6 exons. The coding region runs from base 398 to 913 and encodes 171 amino acids. NCBI's taxonomy places the organism in Eukaryota, Viridiplantae, Streptophyta, Magnoliopsida, Brassicales, Brassicaceae. Gene Ontology annotation, molecular function: metal ion binding.